Messenger RNA from Ostertagia ostertagi, 324 nucleotides. NCBI's taxonomy places the organism in Eukaryota, Metazoa, Nematoda, Chromadorea, Rhabditida, Trichostrongylidae. The record is from the annotation of a GenBank genome assembly.
AUGGCUGAACUUCGCAGUCGCUCGUUUUCUGACGUGGUCACUACUUCUGAUAGCCGUGCUAGUCGCGGUAGGGAGGAUUCAAUUUGUUUGGAAAAUGGUACUAUCAUAUGUGUCUCCGUUCAAGACAUAAUAACGAAUGAGAAGAACAGGUACCGCUUCCACCGGGCCGUGGUUUGUCACGGUUUACCAUUCACAACAAUGGAGUUGAAGAUUCCUGAAAAACUUGACAAUGAUCAAUAUGAUACAGCGAAAUGGGUUGUGGACCCGACGAAACUAAACCCGAAAUGCUACACCCCGGUGAUAGUAGGUAAGGAAUUUUCUUAG